GAACAAACACAAGUCAAAGUAAAUACUUCUUCCUCUUGUUCUCUUCCAUGGCUGGUGAUACAGAAAUGCAAUGCUCUAGCGAUCCGAGCAGCAAGCGCGGUGGCUGGAUCACUUUUCCGUUCAUGAUCGCUACGUUGUUAGGUCUGUCCAUAACUUCUUUUGGAUGGGUAAUGAACUUGAUCGUCUUCUUGAUUGAGGAAUUCAACAUCAAGAACAUCGCUGCUGCUCAGAUUUCAAACAUUGUCAAUGGAUGUCUCAGCAUGUUGCCUGUUGUUGCAGCCAUUUUAGCUGAUUCUUUCUUCGGAAACAUUCCAGUCAUCUCAGCCUCUGCUUUCAUUUCUCUGUCUGGCAUCAUUCUCUUGACUCUGAUCGCAUCUUUGGACUACUUGAGGCCUAGACCGUGUGAAACAGGUUCAAUUCUAUGCCAGUCUCCAUCUAGACUCCAGCUAGGUGUCUUGUAUGCAGCCUUAGCUCUAGUAACCACUGGAGCAGGUGGCACACGGUUCACUUUGGCAUCCGCUGGUGCAAACCAAUACGAGAAACCUAAAGAUCAAGGAAGCUUCUUCAACUGGUACUUCCUCACACUAUAUGCUGGAGCGAUUAUCGGUGCGACAGGAAUUGUUUACACACAGGACAAUGUUAGCUGGGAGCUUGGGUUUGGUCUCUGUGCGGCUGCUAAUUUGGUAUGUUUCAUUGUUUUUGUCUGCGGGAAGAGACUCUACAAGCAUGAUAAACCCAUGGGAAGUCCCUUCACAAGCAUGAUCCGUGUCUUAGUCGCUGCAACAGCUAAAAGAAAGGCUGUGGUUUCAUCCAAAGAGGAAAAUUAUCACCGUGGGAUCGAAAAAGAGAUCAAGACUUCUGCUCUAACGCUCUCCAAGAGCUUUAGGUUCUUGAAUCGUGCAGCGUUAAAGAACGAAGAUGACACAAAUGAGAAAGACGGCUCGGUUAAUAACAAAUGGAGGCUAUGCUCUGUUCAAGAAGUUGAAGAUUUCAAAGCCAUUCUUCGAGUUCUUCCUCUGUGGAUAGCCAUAAUCUAUGUUAGUACUCCCAUGGUGAUGCAAACAAGCUUGAUGGUGCUCCAAGCUCUACUUACUGACCGUGGACUCGGUCCUCACUUCAAAGUCCCGGCCGGGUCGCUCCAAGUCAUAAUACUCAUAUCUGCUUCCACAUUUAUCAUUAUAAACAAGUGGCUUGUCUAUCCCAUGUACCAGAAGCUAACCCAUAAGCGGCUAACACCGCUUCAAAAAGUUGGUAUAGGCCAUGUUCUCACCAUCCUAAGCAUGGCAGUCUCUGCAGUUGUUGAAGCAAAGAGGCUGAAAGCAGCUCAAACGGAGCAUCCCAUGUCAGUGCUAUGGCUGUUUCCUCCUCUUUUCAUAGUGGGAAUAGGCGAGGCCUUCCAGUUUCCGGGCAAUAUUGAGUUAUUCUAUCAAGAAUUCCCUGAGUCUCUGAGGAACACCGCGACGUCAUUAACCUCGGUGGUGAUUGGAAUCUCUUUCUAUCUGAGCACAGCUUUGAUCCAUCUGAUCCAGAGGACUACAAAGUGGUUACCAGAUGAUAUUAACCGUGGAAGAGUUGACAACGUUUACUGGCUUUUAGUCGUUGGAGGAGUCUUGAAUUUCGGUUAUUUUCUUGUCUGCUCUUGGUUUUACAGAUACAGAAACCUCCAAGAUGAUGAAGAACAGGAUCCUAAAGACGUUUCAAUCUGAGACACACUAUGAUUUGCUUCAGUUUUCUCUAAGUUUGUGUUUGCAAUUUCAACCAUGUUCAACUGUGUUUUUUCUCUAGUCUUAGAAUGAACAUUUUGAACGGUCGAUGUUAAAAACCAAACACAUCAUUGAACAUUUUGCAAUCAGAUGGUCCCAUAUAUCCCCUUAAUA
This is a messenger RNA of Eutrema salsugineum, 1877 nucleotides long. RefSeq names its product protein NRT1/ PTR FAMILY 2.3. Gene Ontology annotation, molecular function: transmembrane transporter activity. Gene Ontology annotation, cellular component: plasma membrane. Lineage: Eukaryota; Viridiplantae; Streptophyta; Magnoliopsida; Brassicales; Brassicaceae. The transcript has 4 exons. Gene Ontology annotation, biological process: oligopeptide transport; transmembrane transport. Bases 48 to 1706 code for a protein of 552 amino acids. The record is from RefSeq and is a predicted model, not a curated record.